CUAGACCUUUGUUUUUAUCAUGUCCUUAGCUUGGAAUUCUCUCCUACUGUCAGUUCAAAUCUGAAACUUGAUGCCAUCUUCUUUCUAGUGAUUUUCCCAAUAAUCUGAGCUUUAAGUCCUCACUCUUCUUUGCAAUCACUUUUCUUUUGUAGAGCCUGUGCUCAUGCUGCCUUAUGCUGGGUCUUAACUCCCUUAUUAGACCAGAAACUCUUUGAAAACAGGAGCCAGGCCUUACAAACUAUUUUUUCUGACACAGUGUUUGGCAUCACGUAGGCAUUUAAUAGAUCACCAGUUGCCAAAUGUGUCAAUUCAAAAGACCCCAUUUUUUCAACAAAAAUUGUAUUUCAGUUUACUCUGCAGACAGAAAGUGCAUAUACCAAAAUGUUCAGUUCAAUUAAUUUUUGCAAACAGAACACACUCUCCAACCAGCUCCCAGAAUAAGAAACAACGUAAUCAGAACCUCAAAAUCUCAGAAGCACCCCUAAAACCAGAACCCAGUUGCCAUCUAGUGAAUUCGGACUCACAGUGACCCCCAUGUGUGUCAGAGUAGAACUGUGCUCCACAGGGUUUUCAAUGGCUGAUUUUUCGGAAGUAGAUAGACAAGCCUUCCUUCGUGGAUGCCUCUGGGUGGAUCUGAACCUCAAGCCUUUCAGUUAGCAGUCAAUCCCAUUACACGAUACUUAUAGUUUUAGUAUACACAAGAAGAGUGAGAAUAUAUAUUUGUAGAUCCCUCAUAAUAUCUCUGCUCAGUAAGCCCUUCCCCUCCAACCCCAAAGACCGAGAACACAGGGAGGGAGAGAGAGGGAGAGAUAGGAAGAGAGAGAAAGAUUAGGAACGACUGUAAUAGGUAUUUCUUUAUAAAUGAAUGUAUGAAGACAAAAACCUACACUUUGGAAAACGCAUGUUAGUACCAAAUUGUGAAAGAGCUAGUGAUCCUUCAUUUUAAAAAUCUGUACUACACGUGCAAUUCUAGUAGAGCUCUCAUCAACGUCGGUCAACUCGCAGAACCCAUCUCCUAAAAUUCAACAUGGCUGCAUGCAUAUGUAUAUAAGCAACAUGGCCGCUCUGCCAACUACCAAGAUGGCAACCGCGGCUUCACCGUACCAGGAAGCACGAGAGAACGCCCGUAAAGAAUAUACACUGUAUCCGCCAUUCUGCCAACACCUAAGGUGGCUCGAUUUCAGCUUCAAAGUGAGCGCGAAACCGGAAAUGGCUUUUUCUUCUUGCACAGCUCCCGGGAUCCCUUUCCGGUUAGCUUUGGGGUGUCCGCGUUGGAAGAGGGUAUUUCCUGAAAAGAGGGCUGGGAGGUGUUUGUCCACCGCGCCUGAUUCGAGACGCGUCCGCGCCGGGAGACUAGAAUGUCCGACACGUGGAGCUCUAUCCAGGCCCACAAAAAGCAGCUGGACUCGCUGAGGGAGAGGUUACAGCGGAGGCGGAAGCAGGACUCGGGGCACUUGGAUCUACGGAAUCCAGAGGCAGCACUGUCCCCAACCUUCCGUAGUGAUAGCCCAGUGCCUACUGUACCCACCUCUGGUGGCCUUAAGCCCAGUACAGCUUCAGCAGUUCCUGAACUAGCUACAGACCCCGAGUUAGAGAAGAAGUUGCUACACCACCUCUCUGAUCUGGCCCUAACAUUACCCACUGAUGCCAUGUCCAUCCGUCUCGCCAUCUCCACGCCAGAUGCCCCUGCCACUCAAGAUGGGGUGGAAAGCCUUCUACAGAAGUUUGCAGCUCAGGAGUUGAUUGAGGUAAAGCGAGGCCUCCUGCAAGAUGAGGCACAUCCCACUCUUGUGACCUAUGCUGACCAUUCCAAGCUCUCUGCCAUGAUGGGCGCUGUGGCAGAAAAAAAGGGCCCUGGGGAGGUAGCAGGGACCAUCUCAGGACAGAAGCGACGUGCAGAACAGGACUCAACUACAGUAGCUGCCUUUGCCAGUUCUUUGGCCUCUGGUUUGGCCUCUUCAGUAUCAGAACCAACCAAGGAGCCAGCCAAGAAAUCAAGGAAACAUGCUGCCUCAGAUGUUGAUCUGGAGAUAGAAAGCCUUCUGAACCAACAGUCCACUAAGGAACAACAGAGCAAGAAGGUCAGUCAGGAGAUCUUAGAGCUAUUAAAUACUACAACAGCCAAGGAACAAUCCAUUGUUGAAAAGUUUCGCUCUCGAGGCCGGGCCCAAGUGCAAGAAUUCUGUGACUACGGAACCAAGGAGGAGUGCAUGAAAGCCAGUGAUGCUGACCGGCCCUGUCGCAAGCUGCACUUCAGACGAAUCAUCAAUAAACACACUGAUGAGUCUUUAGGUGACUGCUCUUUCCUUAACACAUGUUUCCACAUGGAUACCUGCAAGUAUGUUCACUAUGAAAUUGAUGCCUGCAUGGAUUCUGAGGCUCCUGGCAGCAAAGACCAUACACCAAGCCAGGAGCUUGCUCUUACACAGAGUGUUGGAGGUGACUCCAGUGCAGACCGGCUCUUCCCACCUCAGUGGAUCUGUUGUGAUAUCCGCUACCUGGACGUCAGUAUCUUGGGCAAGUUUGCAGUUGUGAUGGCUGACCCACCCUGGGAUAUUCACAUGGAGCUGCCCUAUGGGACCCUGACAGAUGAUGAGAUGCGCAGGCUCAACAUACCAGUACUGCAGGAUGAUGGCUUUCUCUUCCUCUGGGUCACAGGCAGGGCCAUGGAGUUGGGCAGAGAAUGCCUGAACCUCUGGGGUUAUGAACGGGUAGAUGAAAUUAUCUGGGUGAAGACAAAUCAACUGCAACGCAUCAUUCGGACAGGCCGUACAGGUCACUGGUUGAACCAUGGGAAGGAACACUGCUUGGUUGGUGUCAAAGGAAAUCCCCAAGGCUUCAACCAGGGUCUGGACUGUGAUGUGAUUGUGGCUGAGGUACGUUCCACCAGUCAUAAACCAGAUGAAAUCUAUGGCAUGAUCGAGAGACUGUCCCCUGGCACUCGCAAAAUUGAGUUAUUCGGACGACCACACAAUGUGCAGCCCAACUGGAUCACCCUUGGGAACCAACUGGAUGGGAUCCACCUACUAGACCCAGAUGUAGUUGCCCGGUUCAAGCAAAGGUAUCCAGAUGGUAUCAUCUCUAAACCUAAGAAUUUAUAGAAGCACUUCCUUACAGAGAUAAGGAUCCACAGCCAUGGCUCUGCAGGCUACACCUGAAGAGUAAUAUCAUUGUACAAUAGCUUCUUUCCUUAUUUAAAUAAAAGUUUGUAUUGUAGUUGGGAUU
Molecule: messenger RNA, 3225 nt
Organism: Trichechus manatus latirostris (Florida manatee)
Lineage: Eukaryota; Metazoa; Chordata; Mammalia; Sirenia; Trichechidae
Gene: METTL3
Product: methyltransferase 3, N6-adenosine-methyltransferase complex catalytic subunit
Exons: 11
Coding region: 1359-3101 (580 amino acids)
Cellular component (GO): RNA N6-methyladenosine methyltransferase complex; nucleus
Molecular function (GO): mRNA (2'-O-methyladenosine-N6-)-methyltransferase activity; mRNA m(6)A methyltransferase activity
Source: RefSeq, a predicted model, not a curated record